Messenger RNA from Manihot esculenta (cassava), 1730 nucleotides. RefSeq names its product anthocyanidin 3-O-glucosyltransferase 5-like. Gene Ontology annotation, molecular function: UDP-glycosyltransferase activity. The record is from RefSeq and is a predicted model, not a curated record. Lineage: Eukaryota; Viridiplantae; Streptophyta; Magnoliopsida; Malpighiales; Euphorbiaceae. The transcript has 2 exons. Bases 1 to 1563 code for a protein of 520 amino acids.
AUGGCAGAGGCUGUGGAGAGAAGUAGGGAAGAGGAUGAAGAAAUGACAAAAAUAACGGACGAGUUUUUGGAGGUUUUUAAAACGGAUGCCUGUGCAUUGAAAGCGAGGACAGCAGAUGAAAUCGCAAAACCCCAUAUCGUUUUCCUGUCAAGCCCAGGCAUGGGCCACAUCAUCCCUCUCCUCGAGCUUGCUAAGCGACUAGUUACCUAUCAUGAUUUCCAUGUAAGCUUCCUUGUCAUCACAACCAACGAAGCCUCUGCGGCCCAGGAACAGCUCCUCCGAUCACCAACUCUUCCUUCUGGACUUGACAUCGUCGAGCUUCCUCCAGUCGAUGUUUUUUCCCUCACCACAGAUGAUAUGCUGGUGCUUACUCGCGUCUGUGUCAUUGUAGAAGAGAGUCUCAAGUCUCUGAAGCAUGUCCUCGUAGAGUUGGGCAACAUAAAAGCACUUGUUGUUGAUUUGUUCUGCACCCAAGCUUUCCAGGUCUGCCGUGAAUUAUCAAUCCCAGUUUACUCGUUUUGUACUGGAUCCAUCGCUUUGCUUACCCUUUCUCUUUAUCUUCCUACUCUUGACCGUGAAGUGGAUGGCGAGUUCGUUGAUCUCCCUGAACCGAUUAAGGUUCCUGGUUGCACCCCAAUUCGAACUGAGGAUCUGCUGGACCAAAUCAAGAACCGGAAAAUCGAUGAGUAUAAAUGGUAUUUACUUCAUGUGAACAGGUUGCCUUUGGCAGCUGGGAUAUUUCUCAACUCGUGGGAGGAUCUUGAACCAGCUGGGCUGAAAGCUGUAACAGAGAAUUCAUUUUUCAAACAAAUACCCACACCACGGGUUCAUCCUAUAGGACCACUGAUCAGACAGGAAGAAACACUAACUGCUGCUGCCUCGAACACAGAAUGCGUUGCAUGGCUAGACAAGCAACCUCCUGGCUCUGUUCUCUUUGUAUCCCUAGGCAGCGGUGGCACCUUGACAGCAGAGCAACUCACUGAACUGGCAUGGGGUUUGGAACUGAGCCAGCACCGGUUCAUCCUGGUUGUACGUUCACCGACAAAUAGUAGUGCCUCUGCUGCAUUUUUUAACGUAGGAAGUGAAGAUAACCAUCCAAAGGCUUACCUACCAGAAGGAUUCUUGGACAGGACUGAAGAAAGGGGACUGGUGGUUCCAUCAUGGGCUCCCCAGGAGCAUGUGCUUAAACACCCAUCAACCGGAGGAUUUCUAUCUCACUGCGGGUGGAACUCAAUACUCGAGAGCGUGACUUAUGGUGUACCAAUCAUUGCAUGGCCGCUCUAUGCAGAGCAGAGAAUGAACGCCACAAUGCUAGCUGAGGAAGUUGGGGUGGGGAUCAAGCCAGAAGUGAGAGAGGGAAAUAGUACGAUUGGCCGUAAAGAGAUAGAGAGAGUGGUAAGAAUUGUGAUGGAAAGUGAAGAUGGUAAGUUGAUGAAAAUAAAGGCUUUAAAGCUACAAGAAAGUGCUGCCAAAGCUUUAAAUGCUUGUGGAUCGUCCUAUGAUUCCCUUGGUCGUGUGGUCGAGGAAUGGAAGGCUGAGCCCAAAUGCACAUGCAUCGAAUAAUUUCCUCAUAAGCAUAGAUGGGCAAUUUCCACAAAGUUGACUUGUCCAUAACGAUGAAUAAGAGAAUACAUAAAUAAAAGUGCACUAAAUAAAUUUCAAAAAGCUGCCACGAAGAUUAUGUUCGCUAUGAAUUAUCAAAGUACUUUAUUCGAUUCACCAACAUAAUU